Molecule: messenger RNA, 5564 nt
Organism: Salvelinus sp. IW2-2015
Lineage: Eukaryota; Metazoa; Chordata; Actinopteri; Salmoniformes; Salmonidae
Gene: c1ql4b
Product: complement component 1, q subcomponent-like 4b
Molecular function (GO): protein binding
Source: RefSeq, a predicted model, not a curated record
CAUAGCCUAAAGGUCAACAAAUAAUGGGACCGUGUGAGAAUGGGACCGUGUGCCAAUGGGACCGUGCAGAAUCAUUGUUCGAGGGGGCGGGGGAGAGGAGCGCGAGACUGUCAGAGAAGAGAAAAUCUAACAAGUGAGAGAACUGUUGCAUUUCGGUAAAGAUGUUUACCAGUAGAUUUCAAGAUUAAAAUCUACAAAAUGUAUCGUUAGAAUAUUUUAGACCAUAAAAAGGACGUGAAAAGUUAAUUAGUUAAGUCACUGUCUAUUUGCCUAGGGUGUUGAUGACCGGGUGAUCUGUUACGCACUGACUGAAAAAAAUAACGCUCGGCGCACGACAGCUCAUUGUAGUAGGCUAGCCUUUAAUCAGAGUGAAUAGUUUGUGGUUUACGACAACAAUUUUGGUCAAAUUAGAAAAAAACGGAAAGUGGACUUGCUGUUAGUUUUCGAGUUCGUCGGACUACUCUAUAGCUUGGCAUCUCACCAAGGCGAAGGUGAGGAUGAGCUGUCCUCGCAGAUUUCUCGACCACGUUGAAAGUCUGACUGCAUUUGGCUGAGAAAAUCACCAUACCACGUCGUAUCGCAGAUUAUCGACACUUCUAUUGAGCAGCGAGGAGGAAAAGAAUGCUCCUGGCACAAGAUGUCUGAUUCGGAAGCAAACAGUGGAACCUGAGAUAUUCUCUGCUACGACUCAGCGCGCCACAAAAAAACAGAGGAACACGUUUUCAUGAGGAACAGAACAUUUUCUCAACACUGUGUUUUGAUAAAUACUGACUUAAAAAAAUAUAUAUCUGAGAGGGGAAUGUGUUAGUCUACCCAUGAGGAAAACACACCCAGGAUUAAGCAAAUUAAAAAUACAUAGAGAAAGAGAAGCACAAGGAAAGAGGAAGGAAAAAAAGACCAGAGAUUUAAGCAUUUUUUCCAUUCCCUUCCACUGAUCCUUGGACCAGACAAGUGAAUUCCUUGGGUGAGAUGGACUCCAGUGGGAAUACUGGAGCAGCAGACCCCACCUGACAGCUCUCCAACUGAGAAAUAUAAGAACAUUUCACCAGGAGAUUCUGCUGCCAUUCUGUCUGAAAAAUAUUUAUAUUUUUAAAGAACCCUCUAGAACCAUCUACAAUCUACUAUAUUCUAUCCCAGGGAAAACCCUUGUAUUUAUCCUUCCAAAGAACUGGAUGUGUGACUUAGUCAGUUUCAACCCAUGUAUGUAACGCGGAGAAGGUGUCCACACUCAACUGGCUGGUUUCACCUCUAGUCCUCCAAAGAUAAUAACAUACUACUUUUGAUAUCAGUGAGAUCUUUACUGAAAAUAGGGAUGAAAAAAGUGAAUAAAUAUUGCUUUGCUGACGAAAAGUCCAAUCUUCAAAAAUAGAUGUGAAGAAAAAGGUGUUGAGAAAUCCAAAGAUAAACAUAGUCAUUUUUGACAUUUUUAUUUAUGGAAUGGAAAAACAUGUUUCUCCUCCUGACAUUUGACUUCAACAACUCCUGAGCUUUGUUGUUCCUUCAGUGUCCUAUAACAUCUCAUUCCUUUCUUUACAUUGAAAUCUCCUGUAUUUCCAGUCUCUCCUCAUAACCCUCUUACCCUUUCACUCUCCCUCAUUUACCCCUUCUUUCCCUUUAUUUUACCUAACUACCUCACCUCCUACUCGCGGUGUAGAACCUCUCUGCCUCCUCCCCUAUCCCCCUCAGCGCCUCUCUCUCACCAUCUUUCCCCUUAGUUCCGGUUAUCCCAGAGUUCAUUCUGGCCGGCACCACCAUUCCGGCCAAGGGGGAGGAGGACUUCCUUACGCUGGCCGCCACCCGGCUCAGCCGCAGGAAACGUGUCAUCGGGGCAGGAGUGGGCGUGGCCAUGGUGCUGGUUCUGCUGGUUGCCAUCCCCUUAUUGGUUCACACCACCAAAGGGGGCGCGUCUGGGGGCGGGAGCACCCACUAUGAGAUGCUCGGCAGCUGCAAGAUGGUGUGUGACUCUUUCACCCCCCCACAGGGAAGCCACGAGCUGACUGCUGUCUCCCCCCAACCCCCAGACUUCACAGGGAGAAGGGGAAAAUCUGGGUUUCGUGGGAGCCCUGGACCCCCUGGCCCCCCAGGCCRCAGAGGUCCCCCUGGAGAACCAGGCAAGCCAGGCCCCCCCGGGCCCGCCGGCCCUGGCCCAGGGGGCUACGUCCCCUCCUUCUACAGCCCCAAGAUUGCCUUUUAUGCAGGCCUCCGUAAACAGCAUGAAGGGAGUGAAGUGUUGAGGUUUGACGACGUGGUGACAAAUGUGGGGAACUACUAUGAACCCAGCACUGGCAAGUUCACCUGCCCCCUACCUGGCAUCUACUUCUUCACKUACCAUGUCCUGAUGAGGGGCGGAGACGGGACCAGCAUGUGGGCCGACCUGAAGAAGAAUGGACAGGUGAGGGCCAGUGCCAUAGCCCAGGAUGCUGAUCUGAACUAUGACUAUGCCUCCAACAGUGUCAUCCUGCACCUGGACGUGGGGGACGAAGUGUGUGUGCAGCUCGAUGGGGGUAAAGUCCACGGAGGAAACACCAACAAAUACAGCACCUUCUCUGGCUUCCUCAUCUACCCUGACUGAUGGCAUUCAUGCGUUACACAUACACACACACAAACAUACAACCACACAAACAAACAAUCUCCCAGGCAAACAUAUACAGCACCUUCUUCAGGAUUCUCAUCCAACCUGAUUCUCUAAACCUCUCUCUCUCUCUCUCUCUCUCUCUCUCUCUAUUGCUAAAACACACACAUUAUUUAAAGGAACAGAUGCAGUGGGAAAAGGAAAAUGUAUAUUUGCUCUGUGUUUUUUAUGUCUUUAAAAGUUUGGAUAGUGGCCAAACCAUAACAUUCCAAACCAAGUGCAGUUAGAAGGCAUCUAAUGUGCAAGUGUGUAUAUAGAAAUGUUAAUUUAAUAUACACACCCACAUGUCCAUUCGUUUGUCGUGCUGCAGCACCCUUACUCCCCAUGGCUAUGGGUCCGCGGAGGUACUGCAGGGGGUCCGGUCCGCCUGCAGGUCUAAAGAAAGUAUAUAUUUUACAUUUAAUUUUUUUUWAAUUAAUAUUACUGUGUUGUGUAAUUCUCAUGAUAUCCCUGAAUCACAGAUAUUUAAAUUAAACUAGCAUGUAAGUAUGUGGUGAUAAACAAGAAUUAUGUCAAGACAAAAAAAUAUAUCAUCUUGAUAUUGUGUAUAUUCUUAAAGUUACAUACACUCCCCUCCAUAUGUAUGUGGACAGUGAAGGAUUUUUUUUUUUUAAUCCAGCAUUUUAGAUUUGAGAUAUAAUGUUUCAUGUAAGGCGACAGUGCAGAAUGUCACCUUUAAUUUUAGGGUUAUUUUCAUACAUAUCCGUUUUACAGUUUAGAAAUCAAAGCACUUUAUGUAUCAAAGCACUUUAUUUAUCCAUUUGAAUAAGUCAUAAGUAUUUGUACAAAUUCACUUAUUGUGUAUUAAAGUAGUCAAAUGUUAAAAGUAUUUGGUCCCAUAAUCCUUGCACACAAUGACUACAUCAAGCUUGUGACUCUAAAAACUUGUUGUAUGCAUUUGCGUUUUUUGUGUGUGUGUUUUGGAGAGAAAAAAAUUGCCCAAUAGGGACUAGAUACAAAAAGUGCUUUCAUUUAUUAACAGUAAAAGAGAUAGCCUAUGCAUGAAAAUACCCUCAAAUAAAAGAUGACAUUCUGUACUGUUGCCUCAUAUGAAACAUGUGUUCUCAAAUCCAAAAUGCUGGAGUAUAGAGACAAAUUUAAAAAAAUGCAGCUUCACUGUCCAAAUACAUACGUAUGGAGUGGAGUGUGUAUAUUCACUUCUGAUGCACACACAUCUGUGUAUAUGAUCAGGUAUGUGGAAGCAUACAUGACUCGCAUGCGUUACAUGCACACACACACACACAGAAAUGCACACACACACACACAGUGAUUAAUUGACUUCCCCUAUCUAGUGUUGCAUUGACAGGAGCUGACCAUUUCGACCACCAGUGUGGAAUUGAGUAAAAUAGUCUCAGAAUGCAGACUGUAAAUCGAACACUUCGAGCUUGGCUGCGAGGCCUCCCGCCUCCCUUCUUCGCUCCGAGAUGGAUUUCCAAUACGGCUGAAGACACAAAACGAGAAAAGUCAUGAAUAUAUUGAUCGGAGCUGAUAAUACACGCAACAUCACGAACAUCAUCCAGUAUGGUGUGUGUGUGUGUGUGUGUGUGUGUGUGUAAAGAUAAGGAUCAUGUUGUUGUUAGUUUUACCCACAUGGCCCCUGGCUACAGCUAUGGGGGGGUCCCUAACACACAGGAUAUCAAUGAUGAGGCUUAUGGCAGACAGAAACAGUAUUUUUCCAGACCUUAUGGCGGAUGAUAGAGCAUCAUCAUGUUCCACUAAUGAUCCCAGACAUCCUGUGUAUAAACCCUCAACUGUUGGCGGGACUACUAUAGGAUUACUAUUCCUAUAUUCACUUUACAUUCAAUUGAUAACAUAGCAAUUUAAAAUGGGUGUCAAAUGCAUACACAGAGAUGGAGCUUUAGAUCAUACUGGUUAUUUGUAUAUAGAUGAGUCUUCUUUUCUUCAAAGGUAAAGCAGACGGUUUGUUUACAGGGUGGAUAUGGACAUUGAGGAUUCAUCUUGUACUCUGUACAGAACUAGUUUCACAUUUUCAAAUAUAUGCUACCGUAGAGUGUCUUCAAUGGAAAUGUGCAUCUUUGUGUGUUUUAUUGAAUGUACCAUACAUUACUAAUUGUAAAUGCAAUCCAAAUAUGCAGGUUCAGGUUGAUGCUGUCGGUCAAAGAUGUUAUGCAAACACUUGACAAAGUGGCAACGAGAAUCUAUAAUGUUUCACUUGUGUUAUCGAUCAGAAUGGAUUUCAUGGCAUUUUCAGUGUGGCGACAUUAUUAUCUUGUCAUACCAUAACAAAAUACAACUAUCUUUACAUCAAUGUAAAUGCCCUGCCUAGACAAUACCAUGAAAAACAGAUCCUCGCGACACGCAUCUGUAGUUAUAGCAUCAUACAUGUACCUAAUGUAAGUAGUUGUAUAUGUUACAGGACUUCAGAGGAGGGCUCUAUUGUAACAAGUAGUUGUAUUAGGAAAACCACAGAAUAAACCACUGCUGCAGCAGGGAUGAUACUGCUACUCCAUGUGUGUGCAUUAAUGUUACAACACAGUAUACCGGUGUGUGUCGAGUCUCAGGUCCAACUACAGGACAGAGCUUUGGGCUUGAUCUAGAGACAGAACACUGGUUAUUAUCAAACUGCAUCAGUCAGAUGAAAACAUUAUUCCUGUAUUAUACCUUAACGGACAGUAUUGCAACAACGAUCUACCAUCUCAUUUACACCAACGUAAUGUACAGAUUAGUUUGUGUGUGAGUGUACAUGACCUCUCUCUGUGUCAGGCUGCAUUCUGCUGUGUUCCCUGGCAGUAAACAAUGUUAAAUAACUUACUGUUGAAAAAGAGACCUGAUUUUUGUUUUUGAACAGUAUCAAUUGAUUGUUGUCACUGUACCUUGCAAGCUGAGCUGUGUGUGUAUAUUUUAUGUAUAAUACUAAAAACUAAUUCCUAAGACUAUAUAUAAGACCUACAAUAAACCAAUGUGAAGACGC